GGUCCAUCGCUUGCAUACCAGACUUUACAUAUGCAGGUUCUUCCGAGGCUGUGACCUCCAGUGUUAUCGUAUGCAGUCUAUAUAACCUGGUUAUCACCUAAUAAGCUGUAGUAGAUUUACUUCCAGCAAUAAUAAGACAAACAUAAACAAUGGAAAAGGGCGUCGAGUCAAGUUCAGGUGCAACACGCGUCAUGCUAUGGACUUAUCCACGGACACGAUCAUUGUCGGUAGAGUUUGCCAUGGCAACGCAGCCAAACAUCGCGGUACAUCAUGAACUAUACUAUACUGCGUAUUUAUUCGGUGGUAAUGUUGACGACGACGAAAACGACAGUGACAUGGGGUUCACAUUCAAUGAAGUGAAAAAACGCUUAGAAGUUGUGGACGAAGGAAAAUCUGUUGUGUUUGCCAAAGACAUGGCAUACAGCUUAGAAGGUAACUUUCAUAAUUUGCCCAAGGGAUUUCGACACUCUUUUCUAAUCAGAAACCCGGAGAAGUCGAUUGCUUCUCUCUACAACGUGUUCUGUGAAACAGAAUCACGUCGACCAGAGGACCGAGCUGUGCAGAUGUCGGGCGUCGGCGAACUCUAUGAAUUGUAUAUGCUUGUGAAGACGAAACAAAAGUCAACUCCCCUUAUUAUUGACUCAGACGACCUGAUCCGAUUUCCUGGCCAGAUUCUGCGCAAGUACUGCGAUAAAGUUGGAAUAAAGUACAAUGAUACUAUGUUGUCAUGGAAACGCGGCAAACAGAAAGUGGCACAUUGGCCAGAACCGUUAAAAGAUGCAGCAUUCAUGUACGAAGACGCUGUGAACAGUUCUGGUUUUGAUUACAACUUGUCGUCGCUGGGGACGCUAGACACGUCCAAGCUUCCACAGUCGGUGAUAACCUGCAUGGAGUCGUGCAAACCACUCUAUCUUGAUAUGUGGGAGAACAGAAUCAAGCCCGACACGGUGGAAACAGAUAUUUGAUUUUCAAAUCGCCGUCUAUGUUUGUAUGGAGUACAGUUACUAGUUUACGUAUGUAACUUGACAAGGUGUGAACACUCUUUUUCGAAGACUUGGGGACUUGGGGUUGAAGAUGCUGUAUAUUGAAUAUCUGUUUCCUUUACUGAGUUUUGUUUUUUUAUUGUUCAAGUAAGACUCCUUCUUACUGCUUAAUACAUAUUCUUAUACACAAAUGCAUAUCACAUGGACCAUAACUCAAUUGUAUAUUACGUAAUUAUUAGUCGAGAUUCGAAAUGCGCCUGGCCACUGAAGGAGCAAAUGCGCCCCGUAGUAUGUCACGAUGAAAUUUAGUGUGUAGUGGAUGUGCACUUACAAUGACUAGGUGGACAUGCGAAAUGUAUCCAUAUACGUAUACGUAUACAAAUGUAAUCUAGAAUACAGAAUGAUAGAAAAUGGUAUGGUAUUGCUAGAAAAGAAACAUUUUCCUGAUAACCAAACUGAAUCACGUGGAUUAGCGUUAAUUAUUAAUAAAUGAAGAUUGGUACAGCUGUAUUUCAUUAACACAUUUUUUUUGUUACCUAAUAAAUAUUCUCAGCGUUAAAAUUUA
Messenger RNA from Saccoglossus kowalevskii, 1548 nucleotides. RefSeq lists its product as uncharacterized. The record is from RefSeq and is a predicted model, not a curated record. Lineage: Eukaryota; Metazoa; Hemichordata; Enteropneusta; Harrimaniidae.